Molecule: messenger RNA, 3854 nt
Organism: Klebsormidium nitens
Lineage: Eukaryota; Viridiplantae; Streptophyta; Klebsormidiophyceae; Klebsormidiales; Klebsormidiaceae
Source: the annotation of a GenBank genome assembly
CAAACUUGAAGCACUCCCGCAGCUUCUUCGUCAAAGGCCUUUUCAAAGAGGAAGUUGCUUUGGAACAGCUAGCUCCUCACCUUCAAAGCGGUGGCCUUUCUUCUGGAGGUACAGAUGCAGGCGAUGAGGGGUUUGCGUAGGCUAGAGGGAGGAUCGAGCUGGCAACAGAAGAUAGUCUGCGCUUGCAGGGGGAAAUGCAGGAGCUGGAGACACCUUUGAGCCCAUCAGACAUGAUGGAACCUGCAAAGGGACCCCUCAAGUUCGUGAGGUUUGAGCCCCAGGAGCUACAAGAGCCCCGCUACCAGCGCCGUCAGCCAGAGCCCGUCGACCCGAGGGCUCCCCUCCCUCCCCGCCCCUUCUUCCCCACCGCCUCCCCCCAAGCCAAUGCGCCCCAAAACGGCCCCCGCGUUGCUCCCUUCAGCCUCGAAGACCCGACCGCAAGUCCCCCCUCCAGGAGCUUCCGCUCGUGGCCGACGUUCACCAGCCGACAAGUUGACUCGCGGCGCAUCUUUGCGGAAGAGCUCAACUGGCGGAAGUCGGGCGUGUUUGACCCCCACGGGAAGCUCAUCCGGCAGUGGAACAAGGUGUUUGUGAUCGCAUGUCUAGUUGCUGCGGCGGUCGACCCGCUGUUCUUCUUCCUGGUGGAAGUGGACCUCGACCGACGGUGCAUGCAGAUCGAGCGGAGCUUUGCGGUGACUGUGACGGUGCUCCGGUGCGUCACGGACCUGGUGUACUUUCUGCAGAUGCUGCUGCAGUUUAGGGUCGCAUACACAGAGCCAUCGUCGAGGAUCUUUGGGCGGGGGGAGCUGGUGGUGGACAAAGAGAGCAUCGCGAAGCACUAUCUGCAGGGCAACUUUGCGCUCGACUUCUUCGCGUGGCUGCCGAUCCCACAGUUUGUGCUAUGGGCGAUCAUCCCCAAUUUCAAGCAGCCCGGCACCGCGAGCGCUGCCAAGAACGGGCUGCGCUUCGUGGUCAUUCUGCAGUACAUUCCGCGCAUCGUUCGCCUGGUUCCCAUCCAGUCCUCGUUGCAGCGCCCCGGCACGCUCGCCUUCGAGACCGCCUCCUCCGGCUUCGUCAUUAACCUGCUAGUCUUCCUGCUUGCCUCCCAUGUUAUCGCCGCCAUCUGGUACUUACUGGGCGUCGAGCGCGUGGACCACUGCUGGCGCCAGGUGUGCGCCAGUGAGGCGGCGAUCAACUGCAACACCGACUUCUUCGACUGCAGCAGUGUGGGUGAGCCAGGGCGCAUGGCGUGGAGUGCCGCGACGAAGGUGACGGACCUGUGCGUGGACCAGAGCAUGGAGAUUGGGGGGUUCUUCAACUAUGGUAUCUACCAGCCGAUCCUGAAGAUCGUCGCCACCCUCGGGGUCAAGCGCUACUUCUACUCCCUCUGGUGGGGUCUCAAGAACCUCACGUCGAUGGGCCAGCCGUUGAUUCCGAGCACGUUCACGGGCGAGCUCUGGUUCUGCAUCAUCAUCGCACUCACGGGAAUGCUGCUCCUGGCCAUGCUGGUGGGAAACAUGCAGAAAUACCUCCAGUCGCUGGGCCGGCGCGUCGAGGACCACCGCACGAUGCUGCGCGACACGGAGGCGUGGAUGAAGCACCGCCAGCUGCCGACCGAUCUGCGCAAGCGCAUCCGCCAGUUUGACCGCUUCAAGUGGGGCGCGAUGCACGGAGUGGACGAGGAGAAGCUGCUGGAAGCGUUGCCCGAGGAUCUCGCGCGCGACAUCAAGCGCCACCUGUGUCUCGACCUCGUCAAGAAGACGGAGGCGAAUGAGAAGAAGAUGCUCGAGGCACUCCCCAAGGAUCUGGCGCGCAAGAUCAAGCGCCACCUCCGCCUCGACCUCGUCAAGAAGGUGAGUUUUAAGAUUGCAGGGACUUCGGAUACUGGGGUUUUGGGUUUUGAUUUUGAAGAGUUACGGGAGAACGUUUUUGGGGCGGAUUGGGAGAAGGUGCUCAAGGCACUCCCGGAGUAUCUGGCGCGCCACCUGUGCCUCGACCUCGUCAAGAAGGUGGGUUCGCUUCUGGUUGCGGUUUCAGAAAUCGGAGCUGCUGGAAGCAGUGCGGAUUUGGAACGUGACAUCAAGCGCCACCUCUGUAUCGACCUCGUCAAGAAGGUCCCCCUGUUCGAGCGGCUGGACUAUCUGGUGUUAGACGCCAUCUGCGAGCGGCUGAAGCCGCAGCUCUUCAUCCGCGGGAGCUGCAUCAUUCGGCAGGGCGACCCAGCCUUCCGCAUGCUGUUCGUCAUCCGGGGCACGCUCCAGAGCGUCGAGUACAAGCGCGGCCAGUCGAACACGCUGGUCGACACCGUCACGCUGACGUCAGGAGACUUCGUGGGUGACGAGCUGCUGACGUGGUGCCUGGACCCCAGGCCGAAACAGUACUACCCGUCCUCCCCGCGGACCGUUGUCACGGACAGUCAGGUGGAGGCGUUUUCUCUGAGCGCGGACGACCUGCGCUACGUGACGGGCCACUUCCUGCGCAACACGCACCGCAUGGAGCUGCGGCGCGCGCUGCGCUUCUACAGCCCGCACUGGCGCAUCUGGGGCGCGCUCGCGAUCCAGGCGGCAUGGAGGCGGUACAAGCAGAGGAAGAACGGAACACGCCGCGCGUCGGAAAGCAACUCGCUCGCCGCAUCCACCGACUACUACCUGCAAAUAUUUUUGGAGAACGCGCGCAAAGUAAAGGACGCGCGCGCGGAAGCAGAGGCGUGCGACAUGUUCGACGACGAAAACAUGAAUGCGCGCGUGCGCUCGAGCAAGACUUUCCACGGGAGCGGCACCCGCGACCUUGACGACGAGAGCGGUAACGGUUCCGGCGACCUGGGCGGUAACGGCACCGCGCUCCGGCGGCGGCAGCGUGGGGGCGGCGCCGCGCGGCCGGCGGCGCGGGACACCGGAUCCGAUGUAUUCCCGCUCCUAUCUCCGACGUUGUGUCGAGUUCCAACGCCCACUGAGCAGAUUAUGAGCGGUUUGGGCGAUGUGGCCGCAGGGCAAAGUAUGGGUGGCGAAUCAAGCGGUGGUGGCGGGAGCGUGGCACGGAUGGGAAGCGGUUCGGGAAGGCUUCGGAAACCGACGCCGGUGCAGACGGAUCUCCCUUACCCGAGCUCGCCGACACACCAGAGAGUUCCGACGCCCACCGAUGACUUUGAGGAUAGCUUCUUCGACGAAAGAUCGGGUGCGGAACGGCGGACGCUGAGGCAAAGGAGGGGUGGGGACGGGUUGGAUUUGGAGGUUGCAGCAGACCCUUUCGGCGUUAACGUGCGUGACAGAGUGCCUUCUAUGGGCAGGUCUCUGGUUGGGGACAACGAGUCCCGUGAAGGAGCUUCCGAGCCCGAAGUAGGCCCGGAUGCGUUCAAUCGAAUCCUCUCGAGGGGGAGGGCUCUAGAAUAGUUGCGCUCAAGGCGACACGAUUCAGAACUCAAUGCAAUCGACUUUUGUUUGUGUUUAAGCAAGCUGCUCCAGAUCAAGACAAGGACGCUCAAGAGAGAACGCCGAACGGUCGAUUAAGGCCCUGGCCCAAGUUUGAUCGGACAUCUGUAUUUAGACGCUUCUUCUUACAGCCAUAAAAUAAACGUAGUCGGUGUAAUCAAGAGAAGGGCAACUUUCGUGCCCUAGCAAGCAAAAACGCGCAAGUACGACACACAUACGACAACACCAUUGGCAGGUCGAAUCAACAGUGGUCUCGUUACGUCGUACCCAGUGCGGCCAUAGGCUUCAAUCUUAUGGCAUCCAAUUGUUUGAGGUUGACGGUAUCUGCUUAUGAUAUAAACAACUACCUACCAGCAAUUUUCUUAUACACCGUACCGACGCUACACCUCCAGAUGUAUGCAACUCACUAAUCGUUGAAAUGCUUAG